GUUGGGCCUCUCGGAGGGGCCUGCCGUGCGGUUUGGGUGCCGGGCCCGCCCCCGCGCCGCUCCUCCCGCCGGAACGCAGGGUGCGCGCCCCCAGCUGCCCAGGCCCAGCCCCGCGGAGGCGGCCGCCGGGAAGAUGUCCUACGGAUCCAUCACCGGCGGCGGGCGGGGGAGCCGCGGCCCUUUCGGGGGGCCCUCCCGCCAGGGCUACCAGCCCCUCGCCACCCAGCUGGACCCGCGCGACCUGCAGGGGCUGUUCCAGGAGGCGGCGGCCGGCGUCUCCCGCAUCGGCGCCAGCGCGACCUCCUUGGAGCAGGGCCUCCGGUCCCUGGGGACGCCGAGGGACACCCGGGAGCUGCGGGACAGCCUGCACCUGGCGCAGCAGGAGACCAACUGCACCAUCGCCAGCAGCACCAGCGUGGUGAAGCGGCUGUCGGAGCUGCUGCGGGGCUGCUCCCGGCAGGAGCGGCUUCAGCUGGACCACCUGAAAGCCCAGCUCUCGGAUGCCAUCCAGCGCUACGGCGCGGUGCAGACGGAAAUCGCGGAGAAGUCCCGAGCUCUGCUUCCCGCGGCGCAGAGGGCUGGCCGGCAGCAGAGCCCCUGGGCGCGCCAGGAGGAGAGUGUCCGUGGGGGCGACAGCGAGCGGCCGGGCCCGGCGCAGGCGCUGGUCCCCGAGCUCACGGAGCAGGACCUGGAGGCCGUGCGGCUGCGCGAGGAGGCCGUCCUGCGGUUGGAGAGCGACCUGCUGGACGUGACCCAGAUCCUCAAGGACUUGGCCUCCGUGGUGUCGGAGCAAGGAGAGGCCAUCGAUAGCAUUGAAGCCAGCCUGGAGGCGGCGUCCGCCCACACCGAGGCCGCCAGUGAGCUCCUGGCAGGAGCCGGCCGGCACCACCUCCAGAGACACAAGAUCAAGUGCUACUUCCUGUCGGCUGGAGUCACCGUUGUGCUGGUCAUCAUCCUCGUCAUCGCCACCUCCGUCCCAAAGUGAUGCCACUGUGGUGGAGGCUGUCCCUGGCUGGGACCUGAGCGCCAACCGCCGUCCCCACUGGCACCGCCCGCCGGCCCCUGGCUGCACCCAAUAAACUGCCUCCUCAGCCGCGUCUCCACCGCGCCUGCCUGGAGGCUCCUCC
Pipistrellus kuhlii (Kuhl's pipistrelle) is the source of this 1127-nucleotide messenger RNA. RefSeq names its product t-SNARE domain containing 1 (gene TSNARE1). The record is from RefSeq and is a predicted model, not a curated record. Gene Ontology annotation, molecular function: SNAP receptor activity; SNARE binding. Gene Ontology annotation, biological process: intracellular protein transport; vesicle-mediated transport; vesicle fusion. NCBI's taxonomy places the organism in Eukaryota, Metazoa, Chordata, Mammalia, Chiroptera, Vespertilionidae. Gene Ontology annotation, cellular component: endomembrane system; membrane; SNARE complex. The transcript is spliced from 12 exons. Bases 134 to 985 code for a protein of 283 amino acids.